This is a messenger RNA of Sinocyclocheilus grahami, 1703 nucleotides long. Its product is annotated as SLAM family member 5-like. The transcript has 5 exons. Lineage: Eukaryota; Metazoa; Chordata; Actinopteri; Cypriniformes; Cyprinidae. The record is from RefSeq and is a predicted model, not a curated record. The annotation marks the transcript as partial.
UUUGUUUCAGGUGUGAUUGUUGUUGUGACAGAUGAAGUGAAGUCAGUAUCAGUGCUGGAGGGAGAAUCUAUCACUUUACACACUGAUGUUAAAGUACAGAGAGAUGAUCAGUUACGGUGGACGUUUGGACCUCAAAACACUCGAAUAGCUGAAAUCAUUAAAAGAGACCAAAUAAACUUUAUUUUUGUCAGUAAUGAUGGGAGAUUCAGAGACAAACUACUGAUGGACAAUCAAACUGGAUCUCUGACCAUCAGAAACAUCAGAUCUGAACACACUGGACUUUAUGAACUGACUGUCAUCAUCAGUGGAAAAACCUCAUUGAAGAGCUUCAGUGUUACUGUGUAUGCUCCUCUUUCCACUCCUGUGUUCACCAGUAACUCUUUAAACUGUUCCUCAUCAUCUGAAAGAUCAUCCGUGUCCAGAUGUUCAUUGUUGUGUUCAGCUGUGAAUGUGAGUGAUGUGACUCUCUCCUGGUACAAAGGAAACAGUUUAUUGUCCAGCAUCAGUGUGUCUGAUCUCAGCAUCAGUCUCUCUCUACCUCUGGAGGUGGAAUAUCAGGAUAAAAACAGCUACAGCUGUGUGCUCAACAAUCCCAUCAGCAACCAGACCACACAUCUGGACAUCAGUCAACUCUGUUACACAUGUUCAGAACAUCACCGUUCCUAUUCCAUACCAGUGGUAGUUGGUGUAUUGUUGUUCGUGGCCAUAAUUGCAGUUUUGGGAGGGAUUUUGUUGUGGUACAUCAGGAACCGUAAACAAACAGCACAAACUGUUGAAAAUGAAGACAUACAUUAUGCUACAGCAACAUUCAUUGCACAUCCUUUACACCAUACGAAACCUGAUGGAGAAGAUAGCAUAGUGUACUCAAGUGUUGCAGCACCUAAGAAGCACAAUUUGCAAUAUUUGUGAUGUUUUGUCUUAAAAACGAAAAAAAAAAUCUAACUGCCAUAUAGAGCAGUGUUUCUCAACUGAAACUGGUGAUUCAUGAACACAAUAUUUUGGGAUAUAUGUGAGGGAUGCAAUGUUGCAUGCAGAUAUUAAAAUGCAGCAUGCAAAAGUUAAAUCUUUUUUUUUAAACCUAUGACAAGUGAUUUGGAAAAUGGAAUGAUUUAGAAACUAAAAUAGCUAUCAUAUUCAGCCCAUUUCAUGUUAAUAAUUGAUUUGCAGCUCAUUGUAAUAUUAAUCCAUUUCAGCAUUUGAUCGUAUUUUAGUAGUAUUACUGUCACUUUAGUAUUAUUAGCAAUUUGGGUCAAAUGUCUGAUGUAAAACUUGCUCCCUCGAAUGAAACCAGUUGAGAACCACUGAGGCAGAACACAAAUGUAUUAUUUUUUUGUUAUUUAUUUCCACACUGCCAUUUCAUUAUUGUGUUAUUCAUCAAACAUCAAAUAAAAGUCAGACUUUCAGCUGAGUUUUCGAAGACCAUUACUGACAGAUAACAGUACGAGGAGCCAUGGACUGUAUUUUAGCGAUUUCCUUUUGACACUUUGAGACACUCUGGUAGCUCUUGAACUAAUAUGUCUUAAAAAGGUCUGAGAAAGAGUGGAUUCAGUAACAGCUUCAUAAUGCACAAGAACUGCCUACAUAGCUACAUAGUUAACUUGUCUUGACUUGAUCGCUUGAGCUCAUGCUACAGCUGCCUUAAACUUUCAGUGUUUGUGUAUUUUAUAUUUCAGCAUUAUUUCAUGAACAUUGUACUGAAUGAA